AUGUCUUCAUAUCCUGAUAUUGCUGCUUUCGAUUUAGAUUACACUGUUUGGCCAUGUUACUGUGAUACCCAUAUCAGUCCUCCAUUUAAACAAGUAAAGAACUCAAACGGUGAGGUUCACAAGCUAGUGGACAGUUGUGGUUAUGAGAUAGGUUUUUAUCAAGAUGUUCCAAAAAUUUUAUCAGAUUUAAAAUUAAAUGGUUCAAAAAUUGUUUCUGCAUCAAGAACUUGGGCACCUGAGAUUGCAAAAGAAAUGCUGGGAUUAUUUAUGGUAGAACAUGAUGGUGAAGUUAUACCUUUAAUCAGCCUUAUUGAUUUUUUUGGAAUGGGGGAAAGAAGAAAAGUAGGUCAUUUGCGUGAUGCAGUUAAGGGUUUAUAUGGACAUGAAAAUUUGAAAACAUUGGAUAUUUGUUUAUUCGACGAUGAAAGUAGAAAUAGAGAUGUUGAACAUCAUGGUGUAACAUUUGUUUAUGUCAGUGAUCCAAAAAUUGGUACCACUUGGGAAUUGUACCAAUCAUAUUUGAAUGCAAAAUUGUAG
Molecule: messenger RNA, 537 nt
Organism: Vanderwaltozyma polyspora DSM 70294
Lineage: Eukaryota; Fungi; Ascomycota; Saccharomycetes; Saccharomycetales; Saccharomycetaceae
Product: Mg-dependent acid phosphatase
Exons: 1
Coding region: 1-537 (178 amino acids)
Molecular function (GO): acid phosphatase activity
Source: RefSeq, a predicted model, not a curated record